AAGAAUGCCGAAGUUGGACGAUUUGGCGAUCAAUCUGAAGAUGCUGACGAAGACUCUUGAGAGAGAGGCUAAACGAAGCAAACAGUCACAGACACAACAGAGAAGUAAAUUAAAGAAAGCAAUUGAGCAAAACAACAUGGAAGGGGCGAAAAUCUACGCUGAGAAUGCGAUCAGGAACAAGAAUGAGGAGCUGAAUUACCUCAAACUGGCAUCCAGGAUAGACGCGGUGGCCGCUAGAGUUAACUCAGCCGCCAAAAUGGGAGCACUCACUAAAAAUAUGUCUGGAGUGACAAAGGCUCUGGACAGCUGCAUGAAACAGUUCAGUCUCGACAAGGUGCAGAAUCUGAUGGAGAAGUUUGAGGGUCAGUUUGAGAAUUUGGACGUGCAGGCUUCCUCCAUGGACCAGGCCAUGUCAAACACAGUCACCACCUUCACCCCCGAAGACCAAGUCAGGGGUCUCAUGCAGGAAGUUGCGAGCGAGGCGGGUCUGGAGUUGAACACGCAGAUCCAAGUAGCUCCAUCGGCUGCAUCCGCCCAGAGCGAGGAGCAGGAGGAAUUGUCUCGCAGACUGGCAGCACUAAGGGAGACACAUCAGUAGUGCCAUUGACAUCAUCAGAAUCAAAAGACACCGUCGACAGUCAGAAUAAGAGAUCGAACAGAAGAAUUAUCAAUCCAGAAGAACUUUUGGUGUAAUUUGAACGUUUAGAUUUUGCGCAAAUUUAUUCGAAGUUAUCGGUUGCGACAGUUAAUUGUACCCUGCGCUGCUUUUUAUUUUUCGUUACACUUAAAAAAUUCUAAUUUACCAAAAAAAAUAUCCGUAUCAAAAAAGUUCGAUAUGGAAUUUACAACCCAUUUUUAAAUCAAAUUUUAGUGAAAACUAUGAUUUGGUAAAUUAUGACCUAUUUUUGAAAAAUUGAUUCAAUAAAAUGUAAGCAAAAUUUAUGAGGCCUACAGCAUGAUUGCAUCUCUAAUUAUUUUGCACUGUUUUAUGAAGACCAAUGUGUAACCUCCGUUUAAGUUCAAACUGUCUCACCCGAUAUGUACGUGUAAGUUAAGCCUAGAUUCUAAUAUCUCUUUCAAUUUUUUCGCAGAAUCACGAUCCAUCUUGGUUUGAUAGCAAAAUGAACUCCCAAUAAGAACUUAGUUGAAUCCCGAAAUUAAGUGAUAAAUGUUCAGAUUAUUUUAUUUGUCAGUUUGUUGAAUCAGCCAUUUUGAGUCUAUAAGUUUUUAAGAUAUUUGCGAGUUCGAAUUUGUUACUAAAUUUGUCAAAUGGAAAGAGGUAAUAUUGAGAAGAUAAUAUACUAAGUUAUUGUCUUGAAAUGCUCCGAAGUGAAAUGCUCCGAGGUGAAUAUUGUCAUGUUCUAAUAUCAAUAAGCUGAAAGAUUUUGCUGUAACAAUGGGUAAAGAUUUUUCGAAGAAAAAAAUGGUUUCAUUUUUUUCAAUGCGAGAAAUCUUUCAAACAGACGGACUGGGUCGAAGAUUCUAUUUGCUCAAUGCUAAUUUCAUUGUCCAUUCUCUAUUUUGAGUUUUGUUCCCAGAAUUUAUUUUAAACCUCAUUGCUGUAAAUGUUUCCAUUCUUUUUUGUUGAUAGAUAAAAUCAUAGGUAGAAAAAAUAAUUUAAUUUUUUCAUUCAAA
This is a messenger RNA of Symsagittifera roscoffensis, 1635 nucleotides long. Its product is annotated as charged multivesicular body protein 1b-like. NCBI's taxonomy places the organism in Eukaryota, Metazoa, Xenacoelomorpha, Acoela, Convolutidae. Gene Ontology annotation, cellular component: ESCRT III complex; multivesicular body. Gene Ontology annotation, biological process: late endosome to vacuole transport; protein transport; endosome transport via multivesicular body sorting pathway. Bases 5 to 598 code for a protein of 197 amino acids. The record is from RefSeq and is a predicted model, not a curated record. The transcript is spliced from 4 exons.